CACCCUCUGGUCAGUGAUGCAGUGCCGGGGUCGAUGCUCCCAGGAGCUGCUCCCUGUGAGGGGCUGCACCCUGAGCUGACAUGGUUAAGCUCAGUGUUAGAUCUGGCACAGCCAGGUUAGACCAGGAGAACCUAAAACUGGGUGAGAUCAGCCCGGGGCUGAAGGAACCCCCUGGUUAAACACUGCAGGAAGGGCCAGUCCCUGUUCCCAGAGCCCCUCUGCCCAUGUCCAUGCCCACUCACCUUUCCUCUGCUCUCCAGGCCAUGGAUUCUCCCUAUGCCAACGGAGCCUACAGCCCCCCGUACCCGCACUACCCCAGCCUGCCCCAGGCACGGGGGUUCUACUGCUCGGGGCCCCCCCGGGCCCCCUACCCCCCGGAGCCCACGGGCCUGUACCGGCCUCCAUCGCCCGCUCCCGCCUGGAGCUACGUGUCCCCGGAGUGUCCCGCCGAGGGCUCCGCGCUCCGGAGGCAGCAGGUCCCUGGCUACUCCCCACCACAGACCCCGGGAAUGCCGAUCCCGCAGUAUCCGUACGGAGACAGCAGUGCAGGGGUCACGGCACAGGGGCCUGUGCCACAGCCCAGAGCCCCAGAGGACACGUGGGGCCCCCCCUCAGUGUAUGGGGUGCAGCCACGUUACGCCUGGCCCACGGCCCCAGGGCACGGGAACCUGUACGUGUCCGACUCACACCCGUCCUGGACCAACAGUGGGGCUCCUUCCCACCCUCCUGCCUGGGACUCACAGGACUCUGCCUACGACAGACCCGAGCAGAGCCCGAGCCAGCACAGCUACUACUCCGAGGUGAACCAGCAGCCCUCGGGGCCGGCGGGGGAGCCCAGGCCGGCCCAGCCCCGGGUGCAGUACAGUGCCCAGCCCCAGCUGUACCGGCCCACGAGCAGGGAGCCCGGAGCCAAACCUGCCGAGCCGCCUCCUGCGAAUCCCACAGCCAUCCAGCCCGAGAUCCAGAGGAUCCUCCACGUCAUGGGGCAGGCUGAGCAGCUGGAGGAAGAGGUGGAUGAGUUUGUAGGGAAAAAGACAGAUAAAUCUUACCGGCUCCUGGAGGAGAUGUUGACCAAGCUGCUGCUGGAGCUGGAUUCCAUCGAGACUGGGGGCCAGGACAGUGUCCGGCAGGCCAGGAAAGAGUCCGUCCACAGAAUUCAGGCCAUACUGGAAAAACUGGAAAGAAAGGGAUUGUGAAAGCACAUCAGCCACAACACACAGCCUGUUGUUGAGGUUCCAAAGAGUUUCAGUUCUCUCAAAUCUCAGCUCUUUCUGCUACGCACUACUGACAAUGGAAAAUAGCAAUAAGCCCUGAGUUAACAAUCAAAACAAACCCACAAAAAAGCCACCCCAGAAGCCCAGCCCUGACAGACAACUUGGCAAAGGACAAAUUGAGAGAGGUUUGAAGAAGCAAAUGUCAUUAAUGAAGAUGUUGAAGAGGACUGGGCUGAGGAUGGAGCCCUGUGGGGCUGUGUACAGAAUUCCCCAGACCAGGCCCAAUCUCUGGGUGCCUCCUGCAGCCACAGAUGGUCUUUAAACACUUGCCAGAUGUGCUGCAACGUGCAGCCACCAACCAAGACUCAGGGCUUGUCCUCACUGCCUGUGUUUUCAGCUUCAGCUCCCUCACCAUAAAGCCCGUGUGUCCUCGUGGGGGUUGUUUGGCUUUAGUGCACUCAAGGAGUGACACCGAAGUGCUGGAGGGGGGCACUGUGCUGGCACAUCACGUCGGGCUGUUCCUCCUCUGAGGUGAGAAGCCAGUCUGGGGUGUCCCUGUGGACUUAGGAACACAGACUGGAAAUCCCAGUUCUGCCACUGGAAAGGAGAGGUGCAAGCGGAGGAAUGAUGUCAGAACAGAUGCAGGGGGUUUGGAAUUGAUUUCCAGGUCACUUGGGUAAAAAUCCCGUUUAAUGUCCCUCUCAUCCUGUGAGUUUUGUGUCCCACUGCACAGCGGGGAGGGAACAGCUCAGCCUGUUUCAGCCUCCUGGUUACAACGUGCUCAGUGACUCAUUGCUGUGUGUGACACUCAAUAAACCCUGACAAGUUUUAAAUGUUAUUUUGUAA
Manacus vitellinus (golden-collared manakin) is the source of this 2060-nucleotide messenger RNA. RefSeq names its product BCL2 associated athanogene 4 (gene BAG4). The record is from RefSeq and is a predicted model, not a curated record. Gene Ontology annotation, cellular component: cytoplasm; nucleus; cytosol. Gene Ontology annotation, molecular function: protein-folding chaperone binding; adenyl-nucleotide exchange factor activity. Bases 225 to 1196 code for a protein of 323 amino acids. Gene Ontology annotation, biological process: protein stabilization. NCBI's taxonomy places the organism in Eukaryota, Metazoa, Chordata, Aves, Passeriformes, Pipridae. The transcript has 3 exons.